Molecule: messenger RNA, 936 nt
Organism: Rhodamnia argentea
Lineage: Eukaryota; Viridiplantae; Streptophyta; Magnoliopsida; Myrtales; Myrtaceae
Product: rhodanese-like domain-containing protein 15, chloroplastic
Exons: 7
Coding region: 83-643 (186 amino acids)
Source: RefSeq, a predicted model, not a curated record
UCAACUACAAAACGUUGCCGAUGCCCCACAAGACCCAAAGAGAAAGGAUAAAGCUGGAAAUAUAGUCCACGAAACACAAAACAUGAAAGCGACCUCGUUUGCUCCUUCUCUGCCUUCCUGUUUCACUACCACCAUCUCGUUCCCUCCGUUCGUUUUCCCGGAAAAACUGGGCGCAAGAUGUACCUCGGUGUCGGUUUCGGCCAGGAAUCGGUCGAGUCGGAUAGAUGGCUUCAAUCCACCGAGUUCAAACACCGCUAGUCCCAAGGCAACCUUCAGAAGUGGCUUGGAAGGAGAUGGGAUUCCGGCUUCGGUGCCGGUGCGGGUAGCGCACGAGCUUCUUCAAGCCGGACACCACUAUUUAGAUGUCAGGACUCCUGAAGAAUUCAGCGCCGGUCAUGCAUCUGGAGCCAUUAACAUCCCUUACAUGUACAGAGUCGGAUCAGGGAUGACAAAGAACGCGAGCUUUAGCAAGCAAGUCUCGACGCAUUUUAGAAAGGAUGCCGAAAUUAUCAUUGGAUGCCAGAGUGGGAAGCGAUCAAUGAUGGCCGCGAAAGAUCUACUUGCUGCAGGUUUUAGCACCGUUACAGACAUAGCCGGUGGCUACACCGCUUGGACAAAAAAUGGACUCCCCACAAACCCGUGAAUGCGCCCGCACUCUUCUCAGGGACGAGGCGAGAGCACGAUUGGAUUUCGCCGGCCAAGAAGCAGAGUAGGCUCUGCGUCAGCUUAUAUCUCCUCGACAGCAGAAGACAUGACGCAUGUCUUCUAUGCGCUAGAGAUAUCGGUGAUUCCGACAUCGAAGCACACUCAUAACCAUGUGCAAUGAAUAAUGUAAACUUCAGUUCACAUUAUAUAGGAAAUAACUCUUGGAUCACAAGAGACUCGUAUAAAUGGUUGUUGUGCUAGUCUUCAACAGAGAGCCCUUUACAGUGUUAA